Molecule: messenger RNA, 912 nt
Organism: Octopus sinensis (East Asian common octopus)
Lineage: Eukaryota; Metazoa; Mollusca; Cephalopoda; Octopoda; Octopodidae
Exons: 6
Coding region: 1-912 (303 amino acids)
Source: RefSeq, a predicted model, not a curated record
AUGCAGAUAUAUGAUGCAGGUAACCUAAAACCAGUUGGUGGAACAAAGCCUAGAAUGCAGAAAGAAUUCAGAUUGAAUUGUAAUAUUGGUUCCAGUCCUGAUGUCACCUGGUAUUAUGAAAAUGGAGAUGUCUUAAUGAAAUAUCGUGAUUGUACAGAAAUUGGUGGCAACAGCUCUCGUUUUGCAGGCCGUGCACAAUUUACUUGCGAACCCGUGCAAAAGAGGUCUAUUUUAACGUUUGUUCCUAUCCUUCUCAAAGAUGGCAACUUCAGUAUUAUAUGCAUGACUAACUUUCAUGGAAGUGAAUACAACAUUCGAACAACAGACACAAGAAAAUUAACUACUAGUAAUGUAGUUGGUACUACAUAUAUUCAAGGAGAUAGAACAGCAACAUUCGUAUGCCCUUUAGACGAGGGAGACUCACUUUCUCAGUGGAAAGGAGACAACUUUACAGCCAACUGUUCCGGAUCAAAUUCUAGAAAUCAGUUAAAAUUUUUUGCAAUCAAUAUAACAUGUGACCCGAAGAGUUCAACUUUAGUCCUCAUGAUUUCCCAUCGGGUAUCUAAAAUGGAAAUGUUUUGUGACAGUUACUUAAAGAAAAGAAAAGUAUUUAAAGUAACAACACCUGAGUAUAACUUGGAGUACGUUGUAAUUAUAAGUUUGUUGAUUCUUCUCCUGAUUGCCGUGAUUAUCUUUAAUGGUAUAUGUUUUAUGACGUCUGUAGGACGUCACUACUGGCUUAAAAGGGCAGAUACGUUUGAGAGUACAACGUCAACUCAGAGAUUUCCAGCCUAUACUUGGCCAUACUAUUUCCAAGCAAUCGCUCAACAUUCAAGGUAUCCUUACAAGACUUCACAACUUGAAUAUAUCGUUUCAGUUCUAAAUGGAAUUGAGCAGUACAAUAUAAUUUAA